Molecule: messenger RNA, 1626 nt
Organism: Didymosphaeria variabile
Lineage: Eukaryota; Fungi; Ascomycota; Dothideomycetes; Pleosporales; Didymosphaeriaceae
Exons: 4
Coding region: 1-1626 (541 amino acids)
Source: RefSeq, a predicted model, not a curated record
AUGACUACGAAAGCUCACCCUCAAAGCCGCAACAGGCUUCUAAACCACGUCCUCGACGACAUCGCACACUCCACCCCCUCCCAAGUCUUCGCCUCAAUCCCAAAAUCUCUAACCACAUUCGCCGACGGCUUUCACAAAGUAACAUAUCGUGAGCUCUCCAAUGCCGUCAACGCAAUCGCAGCGCAUUUAGAGACGGCCAUUGGCAAGGGGACAUCAACCGAAACCCUAGCGUAUGUAGGCCUGCAAGACCUGCGAUACGUGAUCCUGCUUCUUGGAGCCGUGAAAGCCGGGUAUAGCAUGCUCUUUUUCAGCCCGCGCUUCCCGCCCCUCGCAGCAGCAGCCCUCUUCCGCCAAACUUCCAUUAAAACCAUCCUCAUCUCAAAUCCCCGUCUUCCCUUCCUAGCUGCCAUUCUCGACCAAUUCCCACUGCGGGAAGUAGUCAUUCCCGAUCUGGAUACCCUCUUGAAAAGCGAGUACCCGCAUUACCCUUACGAUGUUUCGUUUGAGGAGGGUAGGAAACAGCCUUUCGUCACGGUGCACACUUCCGGGUCGACAGGCUUCCCUAAGCCGAUUAUUGCUACGCAUGACUGGGUCGCUAGUCUCGCGGAGGAGAUCUAUCUGGAGCCACCGGAAGGGUACAGGAGUACUAUUAAGGAUUUGUUCGGGAGUAAGGUCUACUUCCAAUUCCCUUUCUUCCAUAUGAGUUUUGCCAUCGGCAACGUCAUCCUUCCCCUCCUCACCGGCACCGUCGUCGUCUACCCGCCCGCUGGCCUGCCUCCCUCUGCCAGCACGGUCGCCGAAGCCCUCGAGCACAACUCCAUCUCGCAAGUCACGCUCAGUCCCAUCACCAUUGUGCAAAUCUACCGCGACCCCGAGCUCUUGAAGCGCAUUGCUUCCAGCGUGAAGCGCGUGAUGUACUCCGGCGGCGACAUCCCCACCGAGUGUGGCAUCUUCCACGGCAUCACACCCACCUCCGUCCCGGCAGGCCAACAUUGGCAUUCUCUAAGUUUCCACCCCAGCUCGAACGUGCAUUUCGUCCAGCGCGAAGGCGAUAUCUACGAGGCGGUAAUCCGGCGGAAGGAACAUGAGAAUACGCAGACUGUCUUCCACAUCUUCCCUGAGAAGCAGGAGUAUGCGACCGGUGAUUUGUACAAGAAGAACAGAGAAGUGGAAGGAUUGUGGGAUCAUCAGGGCCGAGCGGAUGAUAUGCUUGUGUUUGCGUCGGGUGAGAAAUCUUGGCCCGUGGAGGUGGAGAAGCGUAUAGCGCAACACUCUGAUGUCAACGAGGCAUUGAUCAUCGGCACGGGGAGGGAGAGUGCAGCGCUAUUGCUGGACGUGCAGAAUCCGCAGGGACUCACGAAGGAGGAGGUAUUGGACCGCGUGUGGCCGGAUAUUGAAGCUACGCAUAGCAUAUGCUCGCCCGCUGCGAGGAUUUUGAGGGAGCUUGUGGUGGUGGCGGAUCCAGAAAGGCCGUUUGUCAAGACGCCGAAGGGGAAUGUGCAGAGGGCGGCUACGGCGAAGCUGUAUGCUGAUGAUCUUGCGAGGACGGACAAAGAGGCGGCUGAGAGGGGCGUUGCUGCGCCGGCGACGGCGGUUGAGAUUUUGACUGACGGUGUGCAGCUGUAA